Molecule: messenger RNA, 584 nt
Organism: Saccostrea cuccullata (small rock oyster)
Lineage: Eukaryota; Metazoa; Mollusca; Bivalvia; Ostreida; Ostreidae
Exons: 4
Coding region: 46-510 (154 amino acids)
Source: RefSeq, a predicted model, not a curated record
UUGAAACUCCUACAAAUUGCACGGAGAUUUUACAUAGGAAUAAAAAUGGCCAACAAAAAUGUGCUUUUAUGGACCUUUACUUUAAUAAUUAUAAUUUUUGCUGGUAUUGUGGAAUCUGCAUCAAGGAGCUACAGAUCUCGCAAAACAAGUUCCUCCGCAGGACUAGACACAUGGAUGAUUAUCGUGAUUGUUGUUUCUUGUUUGUCAAUACUAGCCGUUCCAUUUGUUUUAAUCAUUUGUGUGAAAUGUGGAUGUUGUAAGGUUGUACAAAAGACCACCCCAGGUCAACAUGAAAUGGUUCCGCAAGGGCAACAAUAUGGACAACCAGGAGCUAUGUAUGGUCAGCCUCAGAGCGGAAUGCCUCCUCAGUACGGACAACCACCUCCAUACGGACAACCAAUGCAAUACGGACAACCACCUCAAUACGGACAACCGAACGCUUUUGCACAACAAAAUGCCUUUGGGCAACCAGUUGAAAAUCAGUUUUCUAAUGGUGGUGCAAAAUACUGAGCAUGUGACAAUUUGAUAUUUGAGUAUGUGCAUGUGGAACAUGAAAUAUCAAAAUAUAAAUCAGUAUAAUUAUA